Molecule: messenger RNA, 1539 nt
Organism: Saprolegnia diclina VS20
Lineage: Eukaryota; Oomycota; Saprolegniomycetes; Saprolegniales; Saprolegniaceae
Exons: 16
Coding region: 1-1539 (512 amino acids)
Molecular function (GO): protein binding
Source: RefSeq, a predicted model, not a curated record
AUGGCGUCCGUCUGUGAUUCACCCUUGGGCGCUGAGCUGUUUGCUGCUGCGUCCGAUGGUCGCCUCGACGACGUCCAGCGCCUGCUCAAGGAAGGUGCCGACGUCUACUAUACCGAGGAUGAAGCGACGCCGCUGCAAAUUGCUGCUGACUACGGCCAUGACACCAUCGUCAAGGCGCUCCUCGCCGCCAACGUCGCUGUGGAUCACGCUACGAGCGAUGGAGAGACGCCACUGUUUAUUGCUGCUCAGAGUGGGCACGACGCCAUCGUCAAGACGCUCCUCGCCGCCAACGCUGCUGUCAAUCAAGCUGCGGACAGAGGAGCGACGCCGCUGCAUAUUGCUGCUGACUACGGCCAUGACACCGUCGUCAAGACGCUCCUCGCCGCCAACGCCGCUGUGGAUCAAGCGAUGAACGAUGGAACGACGCCGCUGAUGAUUGCUGCUCUGAGCGGCCAUGACACCGUCGUCAAGACGCUCCUCGCCGCCAACGCCGCUGUGGAUCAAGCGAUGAACGAUGGAACGACGCCGCUGAUGAUUGCUGCUCUGAGCGGCCAUGACACCGUCGUCAAGACGCUCCUCGCCGCCAACGCCGCUGUGGAUCAAGCGAUGAACGAUGGAACGACGCCGCUGAUGAUUGCUGCUCUGAGCGGCCAUGACACCGUCGUCAAGACGCUCCUCGCCGCCAACGCCGCUGUGGAUCAAGCGAUGAACGAUGGAACGACGCCGCUGAUGAUUGCUGCUCUGAGCGGCCAUGACACCGUCGUCAAGACGCUCCUCGGCGCCAACGCUGCUGUCAAUCAAGCUAUGAACAAUGGAGGGACAUCAUUGUUUAUUGCUGCUCUCAAUGGCCAUGACACUGUCGUCAAGACCCUCCUCGCCGCCAAUGCUGCCGUAGAUCAAGCUUUGAACAGCGGAGCGACGCCGCUGAUGGUUGCUGCUCAGAACGACCAUGACACUGUCGUCAAGACGCUCCUCGCCGCCAACGCUGCUGUCAAUCAAGCUAUGAACGAUGGAGCGACGCCGCUGAUGAUUGCUGCUCUAAACGGCCAUGACACCGUCGUCAAGACGCUCCUCGGCGCCAACGCUGCUGUGGAUCAAGCUAGAAACGAUGGAGCGACGUCGCUGCUCCUAGCUGCGUAUCAAGGACAUGACGUCAUUGUCAAGACGCUCCUUUGCGCCGACGCAGCUGUGGAUCAAACAGCAAAGGACGGGGACACGCCACUUUGUGCGGCGUCGCGCUUUGGCUAUGCCACAGCGGUGCAAAUUCUCCUGGACGCCGGGGCCGAUGUCGACAAGCGCGUGCGUACAAGCUUCAACGACCGCGAUAUCCUGCUCUUGGACGGGACGACCUCUCUCUUGGCGGCGGCUCUGCGUGGGCAUGAAGUGGUUUGCCGCGUGCUGCUCCGUGCCAACGCAAAUGUUCACGCGGCGGACAGCAGUGGCCAAACCGCACGCAUUGCUGCAGAGCGCGGUGGGCACGAGUCGGUCGUGCGACUCUUGCUCGAUGCUGGCGCCAGCCUCGAGGAUGAUGAGCAAUAG